AUGGACGCGCCCGGCCGGUCGCCCGCUGGCCCCCGAGCCGGCCCCGAGGGCGCGGCGGCGGGACCGGGCCCGAGCCCGGAGACGGCCACCGAGGAGAAGGAGGAGGCGGCGGCGUAUGUGGAGAUCCGCGGCUCGCCGCGGGGGCCGGAGGAGAACGGGCGGACCCCCGCGCUGGCCACGGCCAGCGGCGCACCAGAACGCGGAGCCGGCGGGACAAGGGAUGUUGGCGGCUCGGAGAGCAGCGGGUCGCCGGCCGGGGCCGCGGGGACAGCAUCCUCGGGCCGCGGGCGCGAUCAGCCGCCUAUUCCGGGAGUGACGGCGGAGGGCUGCGGCGCUGACCCAGCCUCCGGAGGGGCAGCAGGGAGCAGCGGGCCGCCGGAGGCGGGGGUCUGCCCGGAAUCCUCCUCGUCCUCCUGCCCUUCACCGGUGCCCAAGGCGGGCGACUUUCGCGCAAUGGGCGACCCGGUUUCGACAGAGGGCAAAACCUCCUCGUCCUCCUUCGGCUACGAAAGCGAGGAGGAGGACGCGGGGCGCAAGGCGGCCCCCCCCAGCGCCCCCCCUGCCAUCCCCCCCGGCGGCGGCGGCCGCGACGAGGCGCACUAUAUCAGCACGCAGGAGAUCCAGCUGAGCGAGGUGGACCACGACAUGGACUUCGACGCGGGGCUGGCCGCCCGCUGGGACUUCGAGGACAACAACGUGAUCUACUCCUUCGUGGACUACGCCUCUUUCGGGAGCGACGAGACCCCGGGGGACACGGCGACAGAGGAGGAGGAGGAGAAUAGCUGCUACCUCAGCACGACCACCAGCGAGCCCAACAACCAGACGGACAGCAUCGACAACACCAGCAGCACCGAGAUCGUCAGCCUUACCUCCGAACACGACACCCCCGGCGGGGAUAAGUGCGCCAGCCCGGGGGAAAGCCGGUCCAAGCAGUCCGGCUGCCCCGGCGGGAGCCCGGCCGCCCAGCUUCUCCUAUCAAUCAAAGCCGCUUCCCGGGCUAUAAAUGAGUCUAGCAACGUGCGCGGAAAGCAAAACACUAUUUACGCUGCCAAGCAUGAAGGCGACAUGAGCCUCCGUGUCCCCACGGCUCCUGAUCGCGAUGCGAGUUUAAAACCGGACGCGGCUCGGGACCACGCGAAAAAGUUCAUCGCGGUACCGGCGCGGCUGCUGCCGCGGUGCGGGGCCGCCCGGGCCGGGGAGCACUCCAGCGGCGCCUCCAGCGCCGUCAGCGAGCUGGACGAUGCCGACAAAGAAGUGCGAAACCUGACGGCCAGGGCUUUCCGCAGCCUGGCGUACCCCUACUUCGACACCCUGCGCCCCGGCUCCCGCGCCUCCUCUGCCUCUCUGCCCGACAAUGCCCUGGGCAUCAACCGCUGGUCCACCUACCUGGACCUCAAGUGCGGCAGCCUGGGGCCGAGAGCCGAGCCCAGCCUCCUGCGCUCCGGCCGCUCGCAGACCAAAGCCCUCGAGUUCGUGGUCAGCAAGCUCGAUGGGGAGAUCGCUCACGUCGAGUCACCUCGGCGGCUGCGGGCGGGCUCCCGGGUGGUGACCCUGCUGGACCUCGGCCAUGGCUCCGAGGCCGGGCCGACCCCCGAGGCGGGCGGCGGGGAGCCACCGGCGGCGGAGGGCGGCGUGGGGGGACCCAUCAAGAAGUCCAAGUUCGCUUCCAGCCUCCUCAAAAACGUCAUCUCCAAGAAGAUGCAGCUGGAGCACGAGUUCAAGAUGGAGCGGGGCGAGAUCACCGACACCUCCUACACCGGGCCGGGCGCCGGACGGGAGCCGGAGCUCGCCGGCGGCGGGCGGGAGCGGCAGCGGGAGGGUGGCGUGCAGCGGCAGAGCUCCCGGCACUCGGAGGGCGGCUCGGACUGCACCGCCGCGACGGCGGAGGAGGCGGGCGAGGGCGGCGGCGGCCGGUCACCGGCCUCCAAGGCGUCGACGCCCCGGGAGGGGAGCCGCAGCCUGGACCGGGCGCUGACGGAGGAGCUGUGCGAGGUGAAGCGCAGCGCCUCCGAGGCCAUCAAGGCCACCUUCCUCCGCAGCCAGAACAGCGCCUUCAGGUCCUGGAAGGAGCGGGAGGCGGAGAAGAAGGAGGAGAGGGCGCUCGUCGGCAAGCUGAAGCUCUCCUCCAGGCACGACUGGCGGGCCGACCUGGGCGAGAUCUCCGCCGGCAGGUCCACCAAGAUGUCCCGCCUGUUCGUCCCCACCAUCCAGCACACCCCACGGGAGAAGGAGUCCGGCAAGCAGGCGACCAAGUGCUCGGCCGCCGCCGCCUCCUCUCCCCCCGCCGCCAAGCCCAGAGCCCCCGAGAUCAAGAUCAGCCUGGGCAGCCUGCAGCAGACCCGGGACGCUGGCUUCAGCAUCGCCCAGCUGCUAACGCCGCGGAUCGCGGGCCGGCCGCCGGAGGAGGGCCAGGGGCAGCAGCUCAGGCUGCCCAAGCCCGGCGACGGCUCCGACAAGGUGCCGCAGUUCCUGGUGCGCGAUGUGCGGGACGGCAAGAACAGAGCCCAAGGGCCCCUCCACCAGGUGCGGGACGUGCGGAAGCUCAUCAAAAGCUCCUACAACUACGAUUCAGGGGAUAACAGCAGCGACAAGGGCAGCGUCGCCUCCGACCAGGGCGGCCCGGAGCAGAAGCCCCAGCAGCAGCUGGUCAUCGCCGGCGUCCCUAGGUCCCUCUCCCCCGUGGUCAUCACCUGCCAGGCAGUCGGCCAGCACCAAGCCAGCACCAAGCCCACCGAGGCGGGGCUCAAGGCGGCGGGCAGGGCGCCGGCCUGCCCCCCGGAGGGCACCGUCCUGGUGCACCGCACCUCGGGGAGGCUGCCGGUGGCCACCAUCGCCCCCAACAAGAGCGACCCCCGCCAGCCGGCCGUGCUGAAGAUCGUAUCCAAAUCCGCCGCGCCUUGGCGGCACCAAGCCCAGCCGCCGCCCGCCGAGAGGGGCCGGGGGCCGGAGGAGGACCCGCGGGAGGAGAGCAAGGCGGCGCCGGUGCAGAACGCGCUGGAGAAGCUGACGGCGGCGGUGCGGAGCAUGGAAGAGCUCUACAGCUUCAACAAACGCGAGUGGAAACGCAAGAGCGACCCUCUACCCAUCACCGACAGCCACGUCCUCUCCCUCAUCGCCAGUCAGGAACGGGACGCCGGUCCCCGGCCCACCCCUCCCGCCGCCGCCGCCGCGCCCCCCCCGCCGGCGGCGGCGGAUAAGGCGGAGGAGCCGCCGGGCAAGGGGCCGGGCAGCGAGCGUCUGCCCCGCCGCCCCUUCAACACCAAUGCCGACAAGGUCUCGGCCAAGGCGGCUGCCUUCGAAAACCUAGCCCGGCAGCGGCAGCGCGGCCCGCCGGCCCCACGCGCUGAACCCCCAGGCGCCCACCGCGCCCUCCUCACCCUCCGCGGAGCCGGAGGAGCCGGAACCUCCGCGCCGAGCAAGCCCCCCUCCGAGGGCGGCCUGCGGGGCCAGGCGGCACCGCGCUCCCCCCGGCUUCCUGCGGGCGGCGGCGAUGCGGAGCGCGGCCCGGACUGCGGGAACUAUCUGGCCCUGCCGCUGAAGGCGGCUGCCGAGCCCGGCUCCCCACCUCCCGCCGUGCCGGUGUCGGGAGCGAGCGGCGGAAUCCGCCCCAGCCCGGUGUCGGCAGCAGCGGCGGCGGCCGCACUAUGCAGCCUGCAGCCCUUUGGCACCGCCAAGCGCCCUGGCAGCCCCGAACCCCCGCCCGGACCCCCGCCCGCCGAGGAGCCCGCCGCCGCCGCCGCCCCGCCGCCGCCCGCCGAGGCUCCGCCCGCCGCCCUCUACCGCCCGCCGCUGCCCUUCGCCGCCCUGCCCGGUGCCGCGCCGCCGCCGCUGCUCUGCUUCUCGCCCUCUGUGCCCGCCGCGGCCACGGCGGCCGAGCCCUUCCCGCAGACGCAGCGCAAGAUGCUGCUGGACGUGAGCACCGGACAGUACUACCUGGUGGACACGCCGGUGCAGCAGCCCCUCAAGCGGCGCCUCUUCGACCCCGAGACGGGGCAGUACGUGGAGGUGCCGGUGCCCCAGCAGCCGGCCGUUGCCCCUAUCCCUCUGCCCCUCUCGCCCCUGGCCCUCAACGCCGGGGCCUACGGUGCCACGUACAUGCUGUACCCCGGCCUCCUGCCCGCCGCCGCCGUGCUGCCUGCCGGUGCCCUGCAGCGCCCGCUCUCCCACUCGGGCAGCGAUGCCAGCGCCCCAGCCGAGCCCGGCAGCCCAGCAGCGGCAGAGGCGGCUUUCACCGAGAGCCCCUACUAUGUGGCUACCGGCAAGGGCCCGCCGCCGCCACGGCGGGGGGCAGCCGAGGCGAAGCCGGUCAUCAGCAUCACAGCACCAGCCACCGGCCCGCGGAUCGUCGCGCCGCCCUCCUUUGACGGCACCACCAUGCGCUUCGUGGUGGAGCACCGGUGA
Molecule: messenger RNA, 4401 nt
Organism: Strigops habroptila (Kakapo)
Lineage: Eukaryota; Metazoa; Chordata; Aves; Psittaciformes; Psittacidae
Gene: C7H4orf54
Product: chromosome 7 C4orf54 homolog
Exons: 1
Coding region: 1-4401 (1466 amino acids)
Source: RefSeq, a predicted model, not a curated record